Messenger RNA from Emiliania huxleyi CCMP1516, 894 nucleotides. RefSeq lists its product as hypothetical. NCBI's taxonomy places the organism in Eukaryota, Haptophyta, Isochrysidales, Noelaerhabdaceae. The record is from RefSeq and is a predicted model, not a curated record. The transcript has 2 exons. Bases 1 to 894 code for a protein of 297 amino acids.
AUGGCGCCGCAGUGCAUGCACGAGAUGGGCCCGGGUCACUGCCCAACCGGAUACUAUGCGGGCUGGGACGCUUCCAUCGCCACCGAGGAGCUGUGCAAGGCCCAGUGCCUCGCCGAGGACGAGUGCAUGUUUGCUUCGCUCAAGGUGGGCCACACCUGCAGCCGCUACAACUCAAACGCGGGCAACUGCGACCCGCUCAUUGGAACAGACCACACGACAUGGGCGAAGCAGGGGUGCUCGGGCGCGGUGUGGGCGCGGACGCCGAGCCUGCACGUCCACCUGUCGACGACCCUCGACGAGCCGAGCGACAACGAAGCGUGGGGGCUUCAAGACGUGGCCACAGUCCAUGGUCUGUCGGCCUUCACGCUCGAAUUCACAUUCCGCCUGCAUGCAAACCCUUACGACUACCAUGCCGAGCGAACCAUCCUACGCAUUGGUCGCGACAACGGGCAGACCAACAGCCAUCACCAAUUCGGGUACCGCCUGCCCCUCGUUGGUGUGCGCAAUUUUGACGGCGGCUCGAGUCACAGCCCCGUCAUGUAUGUCGACCACCUCAACGAGUACGAGCUAUCGCAUGAUCAGCGGCGCGUCGAGUUCCCGCUGCCAUUCUACUCGCCCCCACCCCUGCCUCCGGCCUCGCCACAGCCACCCGUGGCUCCCGGUUGGACCGUUGCUUCCGUUGAUACAUUUCCUGGAGCAACAGGCUGGGCAAGCAACAGGCGGCUUGAUGUCACACAUUGCGGCGUGCAUGGUUCGAUGCUCGGCGGACACGGGGUCUUUGGAGGAGGGGCCUACAUCGAGAAAACGUUCGACCUCAGCGGCGUGCGCGAAAGCGGUGACCCGCCGCAUGCGCGCGUUCGGAUCGAGCUCACCUUUUUCGCAAUUGACUCCUGA